This is a messenger RNA of Trypanosoma brucei brucei TREU927, 2562 nucleotides long. RefSeq names its product cytoskeleton-associated protein CAP5.5, putative. The record is from RefSeq and is a predicted model, not a curated record. Gene Ontology annotation, biological process: proteolysis. Gene Ontology annotation, molecular function: calcium-dependent cysteine-type endopeptidase activity. NCBI's taxonomy places the organism in Eukaryota, Euglenozoa, Kinetoplastea, Trypanosomatida, Trypanosomatidae. The transcript has a single exon. The coding region runs from base 1 to 2562 and encodes 853 amino acids.
AUGGGUUGUGGUGGAUCAAAGGUAAAGCCACAGCCACCUCAAGCGGCUGCACCGCCUCCGCCAAAGCCACCAACACCACCGCCAAAAUCGCCAAGUGUCCCAUCGGAAGCGUCAGUGGUUGAGGAAGUUGAGGAGGUGCCAUUAACUCCAAGAGCCGCACGCCUUCAGAAUGUCAUUGCAGUGAAAGAGACGGGUUUCGUGUACAACAAAUGCACCGUUACCGGUGAAGUGACGUCAUUCUUCCCACCGAAGGGCCAAUGUUUCCGCAUCAUUGAUGAAGAGGGUCGCUGGUUCUUCUACAACGACACCAUGAACUAUGAGAUGUGCGUACAGGUCGUUAUCGCCCCCGAGUCAUAUGUGGAACAUUGUGAAGCAACAACAGUGAAUACAAAAGAGAAUGGAGAGACCGUCAUAUCUGCCGUUGUAUACCCACUAGAAACACUGGAGUUCCUUUCUGGUUCAGUGGUGUUGAAUACAGUUGAUGUGUACGCACACCCACUGUCCCAGCAGUACUACAAUCAUCUCCAGAUUAUCAGUGAGGAAGGUAAGAAAGAUGUGGAGGCGGUCAUGGCACUACCGUGGGAAGAAGUGGACGAUGAAGAACUUCUAAAACUAUGCUCAGACUCUCUUGUGCGUUACGCUGACAUAAAUUUCCUCCCGUCAAACAGCAUGUUCUCACGCCUUGAUGGUGAUGGUCGGUUUAUCCAGCCAGUGGAGGUGCGUCGUCCAAGCGAGUUUGCUCAAUGUGGCGAGGAAAAUAUCGAUGCUGUGCGCGGUGUCGUCCUUUCCUCCUGCGUGGAGGCGGGCACGCUUGGAGAUUCGUGGUUCGUAAGUGCGCUUUCCCUGCUUGCCACCGAUGAGGAACGCGUCAAGGCGAUGUUUGCCUCCACCACACCUGCCGAGAAGCAAAUGGGCGCCUACCGUGUCCUACUGAACAAAGACGGAUGGUGGAAGAACAUUCUGGUAGAUGACUUUCUUCCAACAGUUGGUGGUGUGCCAUGCUACGCACGCUGCAUCGAUGACUCCGGAGAGUUGUGGCCAUCUUUGCUGCAAAAAGCUUACGCAAAAUUGUAUGGCUCUUAUGCAAGCAUCACAGGAGGCGACACACUCCUCGCCCUACAGAACUUUACUGGAGCGCCAGUGUACCGAUUCGAUAAAGCAUGGCGUGACGCGGCGACGGAUGAGGAGAAAAAGAAUGCACUCAUUCAGAAGAUUACGGGAUAUGUUGAAGCUCACAAUCCCGUCAUUUUGAGCGUUCCAACCGGAAGGAAAGCAGCAACCGCUGUUGCGAAUGGUCUCAGGGAAGGUUACUCAUACGCGCUGCUGUCUGUCCACAACUUCCCUGAGGAGAACAUUACGCUUCUGAAGAUGUUCAACCCGUGGGAACCUGCGAUGCCGUGGUCCGGUCAGUGGCGAGAAGGUAGCGACAAGUGGACCGAGCACAGCGAGAUACAGUCGAGUUGCGAGCCGUGCUUCGAAGCGCAUGACGGUAUAUUUUUCAUCGAAUGGUCAGAAGCUGUUGAGGUAUUUAAUGGUUGCGGAGUUCUGUACUUGGACGAGAAGCCGGUGUAUGACUACCGUGUUGCUGGUGAAUUUGACAAUGAACAUCCCAAUCUUGUGCUUAUGAUUCGGGCAAAGGAAACCGUUGAAGUUGUGUUAACUCUUUCGCAGAGGGAUAAACGCGGUCUUCCCUUAGAGUCUCCUGAUGUAAAACUGUCGCCUGUGUUACUGUGUGUCUCCCGUGCGGAGGGCAAUAAACAAUUUGUGUAUCAAUGCAGCAGCUCUGAUCCCGAAACCCCUGCAGAAGGCUUUAACUUUGUUGUGGGGCGAGACGUUGCGAUGAAAUGUACCUUUGAAGCCAGCGAGACUCCAUACUUUGUCAUUCCUCGCAUCCACCGCGGGGGAACAUGCGAGGGUCGCCGCAAGGGUUUCGUAAUUGGCAUUCGGUCCAGCACACCAUUGGACGAAAAGCUUGACAUUCACUUCACCACACUUGAACCGACUUGUCGCGUGUUUCGCAACUGCGUCACAUUUACCUCCUACCGGGUGCCUGGUGCUGUACGUGAAUGGCAAGUAAAAGCAGCUGAUGCGGAACCAACACCCUUUUGGGGAUGGGGCCUCUCUCCAGCGGAAGUAUACUACGAAAACAAUGAAGAAGAUGCAGAGGCAAUAAGGGAAUAUAUCGUGACUGAAGCAGAAGAACCUGUGUCACUCAAUGCUGAAACAAUACUAAACGAUGACCAGCCGCAAAUGGAUAAAGAGGUCUCACAAGCGGCUCAUGAGGAAUCCUGCGAGCUUACAGAAGAGUUGGAAGCUGAAGAAGGGCCGGAAGCUGAGGAGAUUGCAACUGAACCUGCAGCUGAAGAAGUGCCCGUUGUUGAAGAGACCCAAGCCGAUGAACCCGAGCCGGCAAUGGACGUACCGCAGCCGCAAGCGCCGCCUUCACCACAAAACCAUGGAAACGACAAUUCCGAAAGUUCUGAGGAUGGAUUGGACAGGUUCAGGGUGGCUGCAUCCGAUGCCUUUGAAAUACCGGGUGAUGAAACUGACAGUGAUGAAUAA